This is a messenger RNA of Pangasianodon hypophthalmus (striped catfish), 5346 nucleotides long. It is a transcript of the gene dact3a, whose product is annotated as dishevelled-binding antagonist of beta-catenin 3a. The record is from RefSeq and is a predicted model, not a curated record. Lineage: Eukaryota; Metazoa; Chordata; Actinopteri; Siluriformes; Pangasiidae. Gene Ontology annotation, cellular component: cytoplasm. The coding region runs from base 234 to 2213 and encodes 659 amino acids. Gene Ontology annotation, biological process: negative regulation of canonical Wnt signaling pathway. The transcript is spliced from 4 exons.
AAGAAUCCCAUCCAGUCCAGGCGUAGCUAGAGCAGAGAUGGAGGAUGGAGUUGGAGUUUUGGGAAGAGGGGGAUUAUUGUCGUGCGGUCUCAGACUGCGGGUUCUGAGCAUGGGUAACAGGGUCGGGUGUUAACGCGGGUCUCGAGACAGUAGGAACGUGCAUGUAGAGUACAGUUUUUUUUAGUUGUUCCAGGGUUCUUAGUUUAAAAAAAAAAAAAAAAACUGGUUUGAGGAUGCACCGCGCCUUCUCGUUUGCGAUGGCGGCGGAACGGAGCCGGUAUAAGGAGAGACUGGAGGCGACUCUGGCGGGUUUGUGUGAGCUGGAGAUGCUGAAACAGCGGCAGGAGAGUCUCGUGCUCAGCGCGCUCAGUCUCGGAGACUCAGGCCCGGGCUGCGCGCGCGCGCCGUGGCCGCUAAUCCGACACUGCUUCCCUAGUUCUGCAAACCUGGAGCACGAGCAGCCAGGAGCAGCACACCAGCAGGGUUUGAUGGCAGUUCUUCAGCAGCAGGUAGGAGAACUGAGAGUGGAUACAGAGACCAGCUCAGUGGAGCACCUCACAGACACAGGAGAUACAAAUUCAGGUUUCUGUGAGCAGAGAGAGAGUCAGUCUCUUCUGGACUCAGGUGACCUCUCUUCCAGGGCCACAUUCCCAAUCCAGUCACCUAGUUCCAAUGAGAGACUUAAAUCUGCUGGAGAUACGUUUGUGACCAGUCGUGAUGGACCACAGGACUGUGGGGGCUCUGCAGGACGAUCUCCGGUUCCACGCACACUCUCAGUCCUCCAGCCGCCUCUGAUGGGUCUAUUAAAGAGAGGUGGAGAGGGGGAGCGCUGGCUCUGGCCAGAAAGUAAUGGAGCAGGAGACGAAGAUGAACCCACUGCUGAGGACUACCAUCAGGCUCAGCAUGUGGAGACGUACAUCCUGGGUCUGAUCCAGCGCCGUCUUCUGGCCACAAGGCAGUGCAAACCCCGCACCAACAUGAGCCCUGAGGCCAGAGGAGUGAUGAGGCAAAGUAGUCUUUGCCGAAAGGAACCUGUCUUCAUUUCUGACCACUGCAAGGUCUCUUCAAGCCCUGAGAGACCAACAUGGGCCUCAUACAGCCUUGAUGAGGAGCAGCUUGGGGGCUUUUCCCCUGUAGAGCAGCUCCCUGCUCACUAUCCAAGGCUUGAGGAGCAGAUCCCUGCUCAUUGUUCAAGACCUGAGGAGCAGCACCCUACACAUUAUCCCAGGCCUGAGGAGAAGCUGUCUACACAAUACCCCAGGCCUGCACUGUCAGGAAUUCACUCCACAUCUCUGGAUUUCCCCACUGGAGAUUUGGACCCCAGCAGUAGUGAAGCAGACUCGCCCCAGCACUACCAGCUCCCACACUCGCCCUCUUCAGAAGAGCAGUUAGUCAAUGCACAGUACAUCCCAGCACAGCCAUGCCAGGCACCAAUGAGAGCCAAAACAUCUCGUGCCCACGCAGCCCCCAAAGCCGGCCGUGGGGGUGGCACAUACUCCCCUGAAAGACCACAGCCCAAGCCACGGGCCAUACCCAAGAAGUGCCGCUUUAGUGAAGAAAGGACAGCUGCCAAGAAACCUGGACGAAAAGCCUGUCGCUCGCAGUCAGAGAACAGCCUGCUGGGCCAGAAAGGUGUCCCUGAGCGAAAGUAUAGCACAGUGGAGCGGGACACAGGCCGCGCUAACCAGUCCAAAUCCCGACGCCAGCAGGGCAGUCUUGGGCACCGCCGCUGGCGCUCUACACUAGAGCUCAGCCAGGACGAAGCCGAGCCCACACCAGAGCGAGAGGUCAGACGCACCCGUAGGUCUAGACCUGCUGCCUCUACCUAUGUCUACAACCAGACUCCUCAGCACCUUCAUCCACAUCAUCCACACCACUUUCCUCAUCCUCACCUUCACUCAGACUACCCACUGCACACCUCAGUGUGCCGUCCAGAGGGGGGCUACAAGCACUCAGGCCCUGGAGAGUGGGAGUCCAGUCUGAGUGAAGGGGAGUCCCCUGGCUCCAGUUCCAUGUCCAGUGACUCUGACGAGAGUGGUGGACUUGUGUGGCCUCAGCAACUUGCCCCACCAUUGGCUCCUCCUUCACCCCCCACUCCUUCUGGGGCGCCACUGCAGUCCAAAGCCUUGGUAAAGAUCAAAGCCUCACAUGCUCUCAAGAAGAAGAUCCUUCGCUUUAGAACUGGUUCCCUCAAAGUCAUGACCACCGUUUGAGCUACUGGGUUAAGUAUCUGUGGAGGUCUUUUCUCUUCAAUGUUUUGGGAUAUCCUGAGACAGAGUAGAGAGGUCUGAGCUCAAGCUACCUGCCUCAGAUUAAUGUGAAUCUGAGCUUAAAACCACCAUGUACAUGUAUGUCUGUGUAUGUGAUAAAGGUGCUUGUAUUUAUGAUUGUAUUCUGUAAAUAAAAAUCUGGGGCCAUGUCUUUAAGAUGUUUGUGGUUUAAGAGGCAAUGGUAUGAACAGAUACUCCAGCAUACUAUCAAUAAACACAUAGAAAGAGAACUCCAGCAUACUAUCAAACAAGCAUUUGGUGUAGAAUUUAAAUACAGUAUUACGGUAGUUUCAGUCACAGCAAUCCACAUUAAAGCAGUAGAAGAGAAAUAUUUUUUAGCUGCUCCACACUGAGAAAGAGACAAGGAAGGAUCAGUGAUCUUUAACAAGAAAAAGAGAAACUCUAAUAGUCUGCCCUGCCCAGACAGAUGCAGACAAAGGAAACAUGCCAAGCAUAAUACAGACAACUCACAGGAAGUCAAACAGGGUCAUGUUCAGCAAAGUGUUACACUCCCACAAUAGGAAAUAUGAGGCAAACCCUGGAGUAGGUGGAAUUUCACAUUCCACAAUAAUUUUAUCUUAGCUUGACCUGGGAAGUGAUUUGUUUAUUUGUAAAACAUAGUCAUAUGGGUGUCCCAUCAUGGCCAAUGUGAUGAAGUUCACUGCUGCAGCUUCACACACAGGCCACCCAAGUUUAGGCCUUUAGGGUGAAGGCAAAGGGGUGGAUGUUCUUAAGAAGGUCUGGUUUGGCAAGCUACCAGUGUAGGUGCAAUUUUUAGCCAAAAACUCUUACACAUAAACAAUAAUGAGAUAAUUAACUUCAGCUGCACUGUAAUUAAUCACUCAGAAGAGACACUUCCUCCACUGGGGGCAUGUUAUAUAAGGGUUGUAGAGCAUUGAGAGAUCUUGCAAAUUGUGCUUUCAGUUGAGAUUGUACACAGGUAGAAAGUAGAGGAUCCACCAGGCUAACUAGUGGAUGAGAAAGGACAAACUUCUAGUCCAGUCACAAAUAGUCCAGUUAGUGGAGAUUGACUUGAAAUCCUAGAUAUCAUAAUUGACAAUAUUUGAAUGGUAACACUCUCUCAUCUGUCGCCACACUAGCCAAUAUAGCCCUGUUCAGAGCACACAUCAUGAUGAUGAUUAGGAAUGUUAGCUUGAUUAUCAGGUUCUCAACGAACAAAAACUCAGUGGCAAGGAUGGAUGAGAGAAAAAGGUAAGCUGUUCUUAAAGGGGAAAAAACUUGUAUGCCCAUUUAUGGACCUAGAGUCCUUUCUGAUAGGAUCUGUCUGUAUCACAGAAUUCCUGCUCUGGUCAUGAACACAAUUUCCUGAUGUUGGCAAGACUGCAUGUCCUGAGCUAUUAACAAAUUUCUGCUAUUUCUGCCAUAGGGAUGGCUAAUAUGCACUCUGCAGGACUAAGGUGGACCCAAUAGUUGACAACCAAAAGGAUAAUGCAAUGUGUGGAUGUUGAGGUGCCUUUGGUGGUCAGUGCUGCUGACAAAAGCAGUGAGCCGUUGCUCAUCCAAGCCUGCCUUUAGCUCCAAUCUUAAUAAACUCUGGGAAGAAAGAAGCUUUGUGCCCGCAUCUCCUAUAUUUCUAAAACCCACUCUCUCUCCCUUUCCCCAUCUGGACGUGGUUAAAGAGGCUCCCUUCAAGGCCAAGAACCUGGAGAAUUUCCUGUAAAAGGGGGAGGGGCAGAGAGGGAGGAAAACGAAGACAGAAACAAGAAAUUAAAAGAGCCAGAAAAAGAGGGGAAAAGGAGACUUUUAGCAAGACAGUCCCUACUCCACAUCUGGCUUAUAUUAGAAGGAAGAAAGGGGGGUGGGGUGGCCUAUGAUCAGAAAUGGGAGAAGGAUAAGGGAGGGACUGAACAGAAAAGGACCUACAUUGUCGGUGCUUUGUUCAAGUAGAACAGCCAUAUUUCUUUUGCUCCUCUCUCUCUCUCUCUCUCUCUCUCUCUCUCUCUCUCUCUCUCUCACUGUGUGAAUAUGCACAUUGGUGAGACUGUCCAAAUCGCUGCUCUCUGGAAGUCAACUGGCUGUGCCCUAACUGUCUGUAUACCUCCUUGUUUUCUCUUGUCAUCUGUUAACUUCUCAUUUUGCCUGAUAGUCUCUGUUACACAUAUAAAAGCACACACUCCUGCAAACCUAACUUUAGUCAUCUCGUCUGAAGACCAUUUACAGUCCUGGACUUAUGUUAUGUUUGAAACUGGUUGGCUCUGUAUGCAUACCAGAGUCUGGGAGUGGGGCCAAGCAGAGCAGUGAAGGAAAGAGGAGGCAGAAAAAGAGACAGAGUGAGAGACAAAGUGGGGUCUCUGGGACAAGUUACUUUUUAGACAGCUGCACCAUGUCCACCAGUCCAGACCCGUUCCCAGCCCCCAAAGCUGGAAGCUGAGAUCGGAGCAGGACAGAAUUUGAUUGACAAUAGUUCUGCACUGUGUAUGUCUGAGUAUAUCUGACAGCUUGACUACUAAAAAAUCCCACAGGUAGGCAUUCCUGAUAUAUGAUUGGACAUGAUUCUAAGAUCUAUGGAACUGACCUAGUUAAAUGCAUUUUACACUGACAAUUUUAGGAAUACUGUUGAGAAAUAGUGGAUGUUUGGGCAGUUAUAUGUCUAAAACUAGUGAAUAUAUUAAAGUUUAUUAAGUAUUGUUGCUGAGUUCUCAGCAGCUGUCAUGACUUCCAUAGACUUUGUGUACAUUCAGAUUUGAAGGUCUAUCAUGAAGAAAACAGGAACUUUCUUUCUCUUUCUGUUUACUAAGAUCCAGCUGCAUCUUCCUCUGGCCUCCAGCAAAUUUAGUUUGAGAGCCUGACUCAGAGGCUGGAAGGAGCAAAAUGUUUGAUGGCUCAUUGUGCUCAUAUAUAGACGACUGCAAUAAGACUUGGCUGUGUCUUAACCAUGGUUAAUUGAUCAAUUGAUUUUAUUGCGCCCCCAUGUGACUGAAGUAAUAAAUGGACAUUUUGUAUUGCUAUGUCCUUUUCCUUGCCUUGGAAAAAACACUUCUAAAACCUUGGGUUAAUUGUUUUUUGAGGGUCUGCUCUGAUGUGUGUCUUAAAUAAAAUCUGGCAAAAAAGAACA